AUGAAAUCUUCUACAAUAUCUGACACAACGACGACACUAACUCAAUCAUCAACAACAUUAACAGAAACGAUAUCUCUGACACCAAAGCCAUGUCGAAUACAGAAGGUGUCGUAUUUAUUUAUUGAUGAUGUUCAUGAUAUUCUUUAUGUUGCUGAUACGAAUAAUAAUCGUAUACAAAAAUACUUCUUAUAUCAAAUCGAUCAUUCGACAGGACUUUCUACUGGAAUUAAUGUCGCUAGAAAAAAUCUUCUUUUACCACAUUGUAUUUUUAUUGAUACUCGUACAGAGGAAAUGUACAUUUUGGAUUUCGAAUUAAGAGACCAUGCUUCUUAUCGUGUUCAUUCGUGA
Adineta ricciae is the source of this 348-nucleotide messenger RNA. The record is from the annotation of a GenBank genome assembly. NCBI's taxonomy places the organism in Eukaryota, Metazoa, Rotifera, Eurotatoria, Adinetida, Adinetidae.